This is a messenger RNA of Homarus americanus (American lobster), 523 nucleotides long. RefSeq lists its product as uncharacterized. Lineage: Eukaryota; Metazoa; Arthropoda; Malacostraca; Decapoda; Nephropidae. The record is from RefSeq and is a predicted model, not a curated record. Bases 20 to 463 code for a protein of 147 amino acids. The transcript has 3 exons.
GAUCAGCGAGAAGCGAGACAUGGUACUCAUCGAGAACAGGAACCAUCUCGAGUUCCUCCAGAAGAGAUUUUACACCACCAGGAGAGGCGAGUCCCCCCUCAGGAUACAGGAGGAGUGCCUGGCUACCUUCGGCGUCAGUGCGGUUCUCAACAUGCAGUCCCCUCUAACACCCUACGUGGAUAAGGCCAUCCACUACAUGCAGGCCGGGGGGUUGACAGACAAGAUGUUCAAGGAGGUGUUGACACAAGGCCUCCAAUCCACCGUUGAUGAUGGCCUCCACGACGACGAGGACGACGACCGACCCUCCUGGCUGAGUCUCCACGACCAGGACCGCAUUGCCAGUGGUCCUCAGGUGCUGACGGUGGAGCACAUGCAGGGGGCGUUCAUCGUGCUGGGUGUAGGUUACCUGGCCGCCGUCCUCAGCCUUGUGACAGAACUGGCAUCCAGGUGUUGUGCUUCGUGAGUCUCUUUCCUCCAUACGACGCAUUAAGGAAUACUACCUUGACCCAACCUGACACCAUAC